Molecule: messenger RNA, 405 nt
Organism: Ceutorhynchus assimilis (cabbage seed weevil)
Lineage: Eukaryota; Metazoa; Arthropoda; Insecta; Coleoptera; Curculionidae
Source: the annotation of a GenBank genome assembly
AUGGAAAGUAAGUUUGAGUUACUCAAUGAAAAUAAUGUUUUAUUGAAAGAAAAAAUUAUUUCUUUGAACGAAAAACUUGCUAUUUUGGAAACCAGGGAAAAAACGAGUCAACUGGCAACUCCGCAAAUUCCCACGCUGGUCGGUUCGCAGGCUGAUAUGACCUCGUUAUCAGCUGACGGAUUAGCAAAUUCCAGUGCUACCAACAGUGGGAAAUUUGAUAACCCUGGUGGAAUUAAUUAUAAUAAUAGUAAACAAAAACAAAAUUCGCAUGAUCCAUCUCGUAAUGCUGAUAAAAAUAAAAAUGUUGCUAAUAAUAACGCGACCCAGCAAAUUUUCACACAAAGAUCAGUUGGAGUGGCAAUUAUGGAGGCUCAAAGACAAAAAUUGCCGAAAUUCAAAAAAUGA